Molecule: messenger RNA, 876 nt
Organism: Dracunculus medinensis (Guinea worm)
Lineage: Eukaryota; Metazoa; Nematoda; Chromadorea; Rhabditida; Dracunculidae
Source: the annotation of a GenBank genome assembly
UUUACUAAAAAAUUCAUUAUUUAUUUAUUCAUUCAUUUAAAACUUGCAUUUAUUGAAAAAAAAUUGUUUAUUAUAUUAUUAUUAUUGUUAUAUGCUAUUUUAUUUAGAGCAGAUCUUGGACACUAUGGAUCAUUUGGUGGCAAAUCAACAAGACAUGAGAAUUUAAUCCAUCAACCAGUCGUAUUUGUGCAUGGUGUAUCAGAUCGAGCUCAUGAUAAAGCACUUGCCGCUGCUACUCAUUUCUAUUCCAACGGUUAUAAAUGGUCAGAGUUAUAUGGUACCACUUAUGCAAAUGGAUCUCAAGGAAAUCCGCUCCAAUGGGUUCAUUAUUCAAUGCAUUGCUCAUAUGUCAAACAAAUUAGAGCGUUAAUUGUUGCUGUAAGAUUGUAUACUGGACGGGCUGUAGAUGUUAUUGCAUUUUCGUUAGGUGUACCUAUUGCAAGAAAAGCUAUAUUAGGUGGUGAAUGUGUUGAUACUAGAGAAAAUCUUGGCCAACCAUUAACUCGAUUCAUCGAUACAUUCGUUGGCAUUGCUGGUCCCAAUCAUGGAAUAACCCUUCAAGUCAGUGUACCCCUCUGCAUGUUCAGCGUUUUACCAAUAUGCAAUGCAGUAAAUGGUCUGUAUUCUGGUGUGUGCCCUGCUAAAAGCAUCUUUUUACAAGAUAUAAAUUCGAUUGCAAAUUAUGAAGGAAGAUUUGUGUUUUCGAUUUACAGUAAGGCUGAUCAACUUGUUGGUUAUCUCGUUUGCAACCAGAUUACAACUGAAAUACCUGGCCAAAAUGGUGGAAAAAUUUAUGAAAAUUUGAAUCACGACGAAACAUAUUAUCAAUCAUUUGACGUUCAAAGGCAAAUGGUUCUUCAACAUUUGAUUUUGUAA